AUUUGAAAAGUCGCCAUGGCUUUCUCGGUGAUUUGCUGCGAAACACAGAGCAGGGUGAGCUCGGUGCUAAACAGAGAUGUGAAGCAGUAUGGAAAGAAGUACAUGUUUGACUGCAAUGAAGAGACAUGCUGGAACUCAGACCAGGGCGAAUGUCAGUGGGUGUCUCUGGAGUUUCCCCAGUCUGUCAGGGUGUCAGAGCUAAAUGUCCAGUUCCAGGGAGGCUUCUCAGCAAAAACAUGCAGACUAGAAGGUUGCCCAAAAGAUGGAGACUUUACAGUGAUCGGCCAUUUUUACCCAGAAGACAACAACUCGCUUCAGAGCUUUCCCAUACAGGAGGCCCCUGCAGUGGACAAAGUAAAAAUAAUGUUUGAGAAUAGCGCUGACUUUUUUGGGAGAAUAAUUAUUUAUUCCUUGGACAUCCUGGGGGAAAAAGCUUCAUGACAAUUUUUUUAAACCUCUCAUGAGAGAGGAAAUGACCCCUGAGUAAAGUACAGGACACAGGAUGGUGUGGUGGCACUUGGGAAACAUUGUCAUCUGCGCUGCCACCUCUUCAGCUGAUGUGAAUGUGGCCUUUUUUGGUAUGGACACUGUCAGGGAUCUGUCAGGCAAUCUCUCUUCAUCGCUCAAGGACAGGAGGCUUGGCAUGGAGUCUGAAUCAGAGUACAGAUUUAAUGGGUGUGUUGUGACGACAAGCGCACUUGUAAUCCAUACCGAUAUUGUGCCUUUGAGCUGAAGCAGCAUUCCAGUGGAACAAACAGUAUAAAAAUACAUUUUUAUUAAAACUUGUUUACAGUC
Molecule: messenger RNA, 795 nt
Organism: Xiphias gladius (swordfish)
Lineage: Eukaryota; Metazoa; Chordata; Actinopteri; Istiophoriformes; Xiphiidae
Product: nuclear receptor 2C2-associated protein
Exons: 5
Coding region: 16-441 (141 amino acids)
Source: RefSeq, a predicted model, not a curated record